AUGCCACCCGCCACUUCCACCAACGCCCCAGCACUUACUCUUCUUUUUUUUUCCGGACAGUCAGUCCUAUGCUUCAUUUCUAAGUCCUUACUUCUCUUUGUUUCUCUCUUCUCUUGUCUUAUCUCAUCUCAUCUCUCCCUCUCUCUCUCUUUCUCUCUCUUUUUGACUUUUCUUUUCUCAGCUAGCUUUUCCAGUAAUCUGUCUCCCAGUUUGUCUACUCGCCUUCUCUCUUCGUCUUUCUUCUCUCUAUCCACUUUCAUAUUUGAGUUUACUUUUACGGAAGAUGUUCUACCAUCUGAAAAUUUAAGACAUCCGUUCGAAUUUUCAUUCCAUUUCUUUUUUAUCUUUUGCUUUUUCCGUUGUAGUUUUCUUUCUCUUUUUUUCAUUGCUUUUUUAGUUUUACACAUUUUUUUUUGUUUUCAUCUGUCUCCCUUCUUUCUUUUCCUUAAUUCUCUUAUGUUUCUCCCUUCUUUCUUUCUUUGUUUCUUUGUUUCUUUCUUGUUAAGUUUCUGA
Molecule: messenger RNA, 513 nt
Organism: Acanthosepion pharaonis
Lineage: Eukaryota; Metazoa; Mollusca; Cephalopoda; Sepiida; Sepiidae
Source: the annotation of a GenBank genome assembly